GGGCAGAGUGCAGACAGCCAGCUACACAGGCAGACUAACGGCUAGAGGAACAACGAAAGCUUUUGAGUACACACGCAUUAUGGAAUAUCAGCAUUGCCUGACAGAAGAAUAGGGAAUAGUCACUGGCAGCAGAAGUGCGAGUGUUCAGGACAACAUUCUGGGGAACCGCACGAGCCUCUUUUGAGCUCCAGUAUGCUGUCCUUCUGCACUUGGACAGGUUGAAUAUCACCAAACACCUUCAGGUUGAAGCUCCUGCUGGAAUCUGAGGUGGCGAUGGGGAACACAGCCACCAAGUUCCGCAAGGCUCUGAUCAAUGGUGACGAGGGUCUGGCCUAUCAGCUGUAUGAGGGUAGCCCCCAGUUUAAAGAGAGUCUGGACCCCAACACCUCGUAUGGCGAACCCUACCAGCAUAACACUCCUCUCCACUACGCCACCAGGCACGCCAUGACACGAAUCAUCAGGUCGUUUCUCUUCAGUAAGGACGGCAACCCCAACAAGCGUAACGCUCACAAUGAGACGUCCCUCCAUCUCCUCUGUAUGGGCCCCCAGAUCCUAAUGGGGGAGGGGGCUCUGCAGCCGCGGCUGGCCCGGCCCGAGCUGGACGAGAUGAAGAGGGCCGAGUGUCUCCAGAUCAUCCUGAAAUGGACCGGAGCCAAGCUGGACCAGGGAGAGUAUGAGAACGCUGAUGUCAACGCUACUGAUAACAAGAAGAAUACAUCGCUGCACUACGCAGCCGCCUCAGGGAUGAAGAAGUGUGUAGAGAUUCUAGUGAAGAGGGAAGCGGACCUGUUUGCAGAAAAUGAGGACCGUGAGACGCCGUGUGACUGUGCAGAGAAGCAGCACCACCAGGAGCUGGCCCUCAGCCUGGAGUCUCAGAUGGUCUUCAGCCUGGCCCCAGAGGGCAUAGAGGCAGAGUACGCUGCUCUGGAUCACAGAGAGCUAUACGAGGGCCUGAGGCCUCAGGAGCUGCGUCGUCUGAAGGACAUGCUGAUAGUGGAGACAGCAGACAUGCUGCAGGCCCCUCUCUUUACUGCUGAGGCUCUGCUCAGAGCACAUGACUGGGACAGAGAGAAGCUGUUGGAGGCCUGGAUGUCUAAUUCUGAGGAGUGCUGCCAACGGUCUGGGGUCCACAUGCCCAGUGCUCCCCCUAGUGGGUACAACGCCUGGGACACCCUGCCCUCCCCUCGUACCCCCAGGACCACCCGCUCUUCCAUCACCUCCCCCGACGAGAUCAGCCUCACCCCCGGGGACGAUGAUAGAACACUGUGUGGGAUCUGCAUGUGCCCCGUGUCUAUCUUCGAGGAACCAGUUGACAUGUCAUGUGGUCACGAGUUCUGCCGAGCCUGCUGGGAAGGGUUUCUGAAUCUGAAGAUCCAGGAAGGGGAGGCUCACAACAUCUUCUGCCCGGCGUACGACUGCUUCCAGCUGGUUCCUGUGGAGGUCAUAGAGAGUGUCGUCUCCAGAGAGAUGGACAAGCGCUACCUGCAGUUCGACAUCAAGGCGUUUGUGGAGAACAACCCAGCUAUCCGCUGGUGUCCCAAGGCGGGGUGUGAGCGGGCGGUGCGUCUCUCAUCCCAGGGUCCAGGUAGCAGCUCCUCUGACCCCUUCAGUCAACCCCUCCUCAGAGCUCCUGCUGUGGACUGUGGCAAGGGACAUCUCUUCUGCUGGGAGUGCCAGGGAGAAGCCCAUGAACCAUGUGACUGCCAGACAUGGAAGAUGUGGCUGGCUAAAGUUACUGAGAUGAGACCCCAAGAAUUGGCUGGUGUGAGUGAAGCCUAUGAAGAUGCAGCCAACUGCUUGUGGUUACUCACAAACGCCAAACCCUGCGCCAACUGCAAGUCCCCUAUUCAGAAGAACGAAGGCUGCAACCACAUGCAGUGUGCUAAGUGUAAGUAUGACUUCUGCUGGAUCUGUCUGGAGGAAUGGAAGAAACACAGCUCGUCUACGGGAGGCUACUACCGCUGUACCCGCUAUGAGGUCAUCAACCAGGUGGAGGAGCAGAAGAAAGACAUGACUGUGGAGGCUGAGAAGAAACACAACAGCUUCCAGGAACUGGACCGCUUUAUGCACUACUACACCCGCUUCAAGAACCAUGAACACAGCUACCAGCUGGAGCAGCGUCUACUGAAGACAGCCAAAGACAAGAUGGAACAGCUGAGCAGGGCCUUGAGUGGAAGAGAAGGAGGCCCACCUGACACUACGUUCAUUGAAGAUGCGGUUCUGGAGCUUCUGAAAACGCGCCGCAUACUCAAGUGCUCUUACCCCUACGGCUUCUUCCUGGAGACCAAAUCCACCAAGAAAGAGAUUUUUGAACUUAUGCAGACUGACUUGGAGAUGGUGACCGAGGACCUAGCUCAGAAAGUAAACCGGCCUUACCUCCGAACUCCGCGCCAUAAGAUCAUCCGAGCUGCCUGUUUGGUGCAGCAGAAGAGACAGGAGUUCCUGGCCUCCGUCGCCCGCGGGGUGGCCCCCAGCGACUCCCCAGAGGCCCCUAGACGCAGUUUUGGAGGUGGAACGUGGGACUGGGAGUAUUUGGGCUUUGCAUCUCCUGAGGAGUAUGCAGAGUUCCAGUACCGGCGGAGACACAGAGAUCGUCAGCAGAGGAGACAGAGAGGGGACAUUCCCGAUCUUGACGAACCUAGCGACAGCACUUUAAACACACAGGAAAUUGGAGGUGGUCGAAGACACGGUCCCCCCAUGGGCUUGGGCUCAUUGGAUGAGGACGAUCCCAACAUCCUGUUGGCUAUCCAGCUGUCACUCCAAGAGUCUGGGUUGGCGAUGGGCGGGGACACUCCAGACUUCUUGUCCAAUGAGGCGUCCCUGGGGGCCAUCGGCACCUCCCUCCCCUCCAGACUGGACGCGGGGCCCCAGGGGGUGGAGGUGGGGCCCCGGGGAGCCAUCAGCAGCUCAGAGCUCCUGGAGCUGGGGGAUAGUCUCAUGAGACUAGGCAACAUGAGGACCAUCAGCAGCCAGCACCAGUAUGAAGGGUCUCCAGGGGUCCAGGCCCCACACCAGCACUACAGCAACCACAAUCUCAACCCAUUCAGGGAGCCUUCUUCAGGUGGGGCUCUAUUCUCAUCAUCCAGUGAUACUACGGACUCCACUACCACCACCUCAACAGGGCUCCAGGACCCCUCACACCCCAACACUAACCUGCUGGGCAACAUCAUGGCCUGGUUCCAUGACAUGAACCCUCAGAGCAUCACCCUCAUCCCCUCCACCACCACCACCUCCUCAGACACAGACCUAGACUUCAACACAGCAGCACAGACCACAGCCAGCACUAACCUCCACCAGCCCCAUGCCAAGCCCCAGGGGGGUGAGGGCGAGGUGGGGGAAGAUGGGGACUGUUUCCCCUUCCUUUCCCAGGGCCUGGAGGAGAUGGAGGCUGAGAGGGAGAGGCCCACCCAGCUAGACCUGGUGGUGGGGUUGGAGGCCAUGGCCCCGCCCUGCAUGGUGACUUCCGGGACAGGGGACCGGGGCGGGGAGAGGCUCGGUGGGGGUAACGUCGUUCACGUUGACACACCCAUGUGUGACUCUGUGACCUCUGACCUUCUGCCGAGCACCAGCUCUUCAGAGUGGGAGGAGCAGAUACACCUGGUCUGAUUGGUGGAAAAAUCUAAGUGGGAGGAGGAGACACACCUGGUCUGAUUGUGAUUGGAUGAAAACUCUGAGUUGGAGGAGCCAACUCUCCUGGUCUGAUGGAAGACAGAAGCCUUCAGAGGGAUAAAACCACUGACAUGCAGAGCGAAAGAGGACCAAUCCUUACUGAGAGGGGACAUUACCAAGUAGCCAGUGAUGGUGUUGGGGGAAUUAAUCCUGACUUGAUUGUAGUGCAGUAGAAUAUAUAUUAUGAGGAAUGGAGUGUAUUUCACUUUCCAGUGUUUACAAGUAUACAUCAGACACUUGAUAGCUGAUCUAAAUUGGCAUGUGAUGCCCCCAGGGUAUUUACAUUUUUUUUGUCAUUUAGCAGACGCUCUUAUCCAGAGCGACUUACAGUUAGUGAGUGCAUACAUUUUUU
This is a messenger RNA of Coregonus clupeaformis (lake whitefish), 4021 nucleotides long. RefSeq names its product ankyrin repeat and IBR domain-containing protein 1. Gene Ontology annotation, biological process: ubiquitin-dependent protein catabolic process; protein polyubiquitination; positive regulation of proteasomal ubiquitin-dependent protein catabolic process. The record is from RefSeq and is a predicted model, not a curated record. Gene Ontology annotation, cellular component: ubiquitin ligase complex; cytoplasm. Gene Ontology annotation, molecular function: ubiquitin conjugating enzyme binding; zinc ion binding; ubiquitin protein ligase activity. The transcript is spliced from 20 exons. NCBI's taxonomy places the organism in Eukaryota, Metazoa, Chordata, Actinopteri, Salmoniformes, Salmonidae. The coding region runs from base 274 to 3606 and encodes 1110 amino acids.